Molecule: messenger RNA, 2262 nt
Organism: Klebsormidium nitens
Lineage: Eukaryota; Viridiplantae; Streptophyta; Klebsormidiophyceae; Klebsormidiales; Klebsormidiaceae
Source: the annotation of a GenBank genome assembly
GGCAGCUUGCGACCCCUGGGUUUAGCGCUGAGCGGGAGGAGGCGCCAAUCUGCACUUUGAUUCUGGAACGCUGCAUUUGUUUGGCAGCAUCCUCGAUUCCUACUAUUAGAGACUUUGUGUCAGGUUUUCUGUGCUCAUCAUAUGCGUGGGACGGGACCGGUGCCGGACAGGAUUGGCACGAGAAAAAGAAUGAAGCAAGCAAAGACGUUGGUGGCGAGGGACCAUGCAGAGAGCGAUUGCUUCUCCAAGGAGUGCCACCGUGUGGAACAGAAGGCCUGGCAGAUUUGUUGCAGGCUCCGCGAUUGAAUCUUUGAGGGCAUCGGACGCGAUGGCAUCAUCCCCCUCCUUAAGACUGCCCCCAGCCCCCCACGAGCUCUAUCAACGUGUCCGCAACCACUUUCCCUACUUCAACCCAGACAAGAAGAACCCGGUCUUCUUUGAGAACGCUGGGGGCAGCCAGUUGCCCCUCACUGUCAUCGAAGCAGUGCGUGAGCACAUGCUGGACCACUACGUGCAACUAGGGGCGGGAUAUGAGCUCUCCAAUCGGGCGACGAGCACAGUCGAUGCGGCGCAUGACAUCAUCAAAACCUUCCUAAACGUCGGCGAAACGGGCGAGGUCGUUCUUGCGGGCUCGACGUCCGUACUUCUCGCCUCUGCUGCGGACGCCUACCGACGGUCCGGCGUCAUUCGGUCCGGCGACGAGAUCAUUGUCCAGGUGACGUGUCACGAAGCGAACGCCGGGCCCUGGGUGCGCCUCGCAGAAGACGUCGGCGCAACUGUGAAAUGGUGGGGUGUAAAUUCGGAACCCCCGCACACGUCGAGCUUCGAGGAGCUGGAGAAUCUGCUUACGGACCGGACGAAACUCGUGGCGGUGACACAUGUUUCCAACCUUCUGGGGGAGAUUCUGGACGUACGAAGCGUCGUUCGGACCGUUCGGGAGUCACCGGCGGGGGCGCAGGCGCGCAUUGUCGUGGACGGAGUCGCGUACGCGCCGCACCGCGCCGCUGACGUCAGCGCCUGGGGUGUAGACUGGUACGCAUUUUCGGUGUACAAGACGUGGGGGCCCCACGUGGCAGCGCUGUACGGGAGCCACGUGGCGUUCCGGGAGCUUGAGGGGUUUGGGCCGAACCAUUAUUGGAUCGACGGGGCGGACGUGCCGUACAAGUUCGAGCUGGGGGGUCCGUCGCAUGAGGCGUGUGCAGGAAUUCUGGGCUUGGCUCAAUAUAUUAGCGCGGUGGCUCGAGAAAGCAUUGGGCUGGAGAGGGGCGCGGAGUGUGGAUUUUCAAACGCUGAGGAUCCCCAAGGGGUUCGAUCUUCGGGAGAAACAUCUACUAGCGGGCGGGCAGAGCAGGCAAGCAAACGGAACGGGAUUGCUCCUUUGAACAGCAAUGGUCCAGGGUCGAAUGCGGAGGAACAGAACGCGCCGAACGGGGUCGACUUGGCAUCGGUUGCGGUUGGAAAGUUAGAUGUGGCCCGCAAGCGGGGGCUGCUCCGACGAUCGGACGUCGAGACGUUUUAUCGAACGGUCGUCAGAAUGGAGCAGGCGCCGCAGGAGAAGCUUCUCAAGUUCCUGCUGUCGAAGCCCGAGCUGACGGUUGUCGGACCUGCCACGUGGCAGUCGGAUGUGCGAGUGCCCACAGUGAGUUUCGUCCACCGGAGCAGGACGUCUGCUGAUGUCACUAGGACGCUGCACAAGGCAGGGUUUGCGAUGCGCCAUGGGCACAUGUAUUCGAGACGGUUGUUAGAGUCUCUAAAAUACGAAAAUGUGGAUGAUGGAGUCAUUAGACUCUCGCUUCUUUACUACAACACUCCUGAAGAGGUCGACACGUUGAUUGGUUACAUGGACGACAUCUAAAAAUGAAAGUGAAUCUAACCCCUAUAUGGUUUUUGAUAGAAGUAUAGGAGGUUUAUACCAUUGUACAGAUCGGAACGACAUUCGGCGCGGCAAUAUCUUGUAACAUUAUAGCGUCUAACUCUAGAGCAGGCUCAGUGAAAGGCGCCCGGGCCCGGCCGUCCUUAAGGAUGAACGAUUCACAUUCGAGAUUAAGUAGGUUGGCAAACCAAUGAUAGCAAUGUGGCUGCAGGACGCGGUAUAGCGGGUGUGCUUCAAAUCCAUAGACAGAAUGCAGAUUGCAUUCUUAGUCAUGCCAUGUCUGAACGCGCGGCAGAAAUGUUCCCCAGCCAUGGCUUUUCAUGCAGCCACAGACGUUUCCGACUGCGAUAACUAAAGACGAUGCACGUUAAUUGAUAAUUGAAUUGCCA